Rhopalosiphum maidis (corn leaf aphid) is the source of this 2235-nucleotide messenger RNA. RefSeq names its product STE20-related kinase adapter protein alpha (gene Stlk). Gene Ontology annotation, biological process: protein phosphorylation. The transcript has 3 exons. Lineage: Eukaryota; Metazoa; Arthropoda; Insecta; Hemiptera; Aphididae. Gene Ontology annotation, molecular function: ATP binding; protein serine/threonine kinase activator activity; protein kinase activity. Bases 218 to 1327 code for a protein of 369 amino acids. The record is from RefSeq and is a predicted model, not a curated record.
UUAUCAAUAAACAAGUGGAACAUUAAAUUUCAUUUAAUUGAGUGUUAUUAAUCUUAUUUAUAUUAUUAUUAAUGUUAUAUUAUAGUUGUUCGAGUUCCGUUUCUAUGCACGCACGCAACAAAUAACAUUAAGCAAUUCUCACUCGCCUAUAAUUAUACCGGCGACGCUUAGAUCGCCUUUCACUCGUUCACAGAGUAUCCGAAACCCGUGUCGCAACAUGAACUUCGAACCAGACUUGAAGCAGUACACUAUGUGCUCGGUUUUGGGAUCGUGUUUCUCGGACCGGGCGGUCGUGUUCCUAGGCAAACACAACAAGAGCGGCAACCUGGUGGCAAUGAAAAACUUCAACUUGGACAGCAUGUCGAAAACUGACUGUCAGCUUAUACAGGAUGAGAUUUACAACACUAGGCAGCUGAUGCACCCAAACCUCAUACCGUAUGUGACUUCCUUUUUGGACAAGAGUCAGCUAUAUGUCGUGUUCCCACUCAUGGGGUACGGUUCAUGCAGAGACUUGUUGCGCAACCAUUUUGUGGAAGGAUUACCGGAAACAGUUAUAGCAUUUGUGCUCAGAGACGUUCUACUGGGACUGGAGUAUAUACACAACAAAGGGCUCGUGCAUAGAGCUAUAAAGGCAGGCCAUAUAUUGAUACGUGCAGAUGGACAUGCAUGCUUGUCAGGCUUACGUAGCAUGUGUCCAAUCGAUAAACGGUCCAACUUACAUUCCUUGCCAUUGCAAUCUGCUAAUAACUUGAAUUGGUCUAGUCCCGAGAUGCUUGAACAAAAUUUGCUGGGGUACAACGAAAAGUCUGACAUUUACAGUAUAGGCAUAACAUCAUGCGAACUGGCAAAUGGUUUUGUUCCUUUUGCUGAAACUGAUACCACACUUAUGCUUACACAAAAAGUUAAAGGUUUAAUUCCACACUUGCUUGACUGCACUACAUGCUACCCUUAUGAAGAUAAUGCAGCUGAUAAUGGAUACCAGUCUGAAGAAACAAUUGGUGUGAAUGCAGCGCCUGUGAGCAAUGUAUAUACAAGAAUGUUUACAGAGGAGUUCCACAAUCUUGUUGAAUUGUGUUGUCAACGAGAUCCAGAAAGUAGACCUUCUGCACCCAAUUUGUUGGCUCAUACUUUUACUAAACAAGUGAAAAGAGUGAAUGUAAAAGUAACUGAUUUAUUACGACCUGCUGUACCGCUGUUGAAGACAAAUGUUGCAGAAAUAAGUGAUGAUCUCGCUUCUAUUGGAGGCAUGUCACAACAAUUGAGUGAUCUUGACCUAUUGACUUAUGCAUGGGAUUUUGACCUUAACGAUAUAGUACCAACACUAUAAAUGCCUAUUACCAGUAUUAGUAUUAGUUAGCAAGUGUUCAUCCCUAUUAUAUUGUAUGCAAUAUAGUUCAGUAGCUAGUCUAAAUAUAUGAAACUUUAAACAAAUAUAUAAUAUUUAGAUUAAUGUAGUACCUACACAACUACUGAAAAUUUAUUUUUUAUGGAUCAUUUAUUUUAAAUUUACUUUAAUCAUAUAUCUUCAAAUUGAUUUCUGCUUAAAUUUUAAUAAAACAUUUUGUUUUAUGUUGAGUGUAGUUCAGUUAAAUAUUUAAUUUUGAUGUUUGGCUGUUAUUGCUAUUUAUGAAAUAUAAUAGUUAAUAGUAAUUUUUUAUUUUUUGCAAAUAGGUAUUUCGGUUCUACAAUACAUUCUUCAUAAAUGUUAGUUAAAAACAAUUGGUACUUAGCAUUUUGUAUUAGUUUUUAAUGUUAAUGCUUAAUCAUAGAACUAUACUAUUUGCUUUUAAUAAAUUAAAUAACUAUAUAAUAUUAUUAGGUAUGGUAUUGUACUAAACACAAUAUUAUAUUUAUUUGGUGCUUCUAGGUUUUUUCCCCCAAAAAAUGAUCUCUUUAUUUUGUUGGUUCAUUAGCAACGCUUUUAAAACUUUUGACAAUUUUUAUUUUACUUUUGAAAACAUUAAUUAACUUUUUGUGCUAUUUAGCAAUACUGUUAACAUUUACAUUUACAUAGCUUUUACAAAUUAGUUUUGCCUCAUAGUUAUAUAACUAGUCUCUUUGUAUAUGCUACCUAAAUUAAAAUAAAAAAUGCAAGUAUAUAACACAUUCUCAACAUUGCUCAAUAUUUCAAAAUAUUACAUUCAUUAUUGUUUCGAGUAUAAAAAAAAAAUUGCAAUUAAUUUUUGAAGCGCUGUGCAUUUUAUUUUAUAUUAUAUUCCUUGAUCCAAGUUCUAA